Adineta steineri is the source of this 399-nucleotide messenger RNA. The record is from the annotation of a GenBank genome assembly. NCBI's taxonomy places the organism in Eukaryota, Metazoa, Rotifera, Eurotatoria, Adinetida, Adinetidae.
AUGGUGUUCAUGGAAGACAAUAAAAAUAUAAUAAAAUGGAUCUCCGAUCAUUACUUGGUCUUGAUUAAGUCAGUGAAGAAGAAUCAGAAGAAAAACAGAACUGUUCCUCAAUCAUUACUUGUUGAUGACAAAUUUACAAAAAACACCAUUGGUGCAGAUUGUUUUGAUUGUACUCAUAUUAAACAUAGUCUUCAACAAAGUGGAGUUUGUAUUCUUCCAUUACUUGAAGCUGUUGCUUAUUGCAGCGCUGAACGUGAUUGUGGUGGUUAUGGUGUUCCAACUAACACAGGAUAUCAUAAUGUUUAUGAUCUUAAAGAUCGUGCAUUAGGUGCUAAAUUUUUCAAAGGCACGAAAGCCUUGACAAAUAACGAAUGGACAUUAGUUGUCAAACAAAAUUAA